AUGUUUAAACUGGCAGAAUCACUUACCCUUUCACAAAAUGCAAAUGAAUAUGACAUUUUAAUCGAGGAAGGUCAACAAGAAAAUGCAAACACACAAGAUGUUCGAGCUACCGUGAAGACUUCUCACGGCGGUAAUAAAGAAGUUAAAAUAAAAAUGCAACCAGCGACGUACAAGAUAAAACUGCCAAAAAAAUUUGAAGACUAUCCAAAGAAAACAGCCGUUAUUAUUAGUGUCCUGCAUUUAAUAAUUGGUUCAAUAUCAUUGGCCAUAUUCAUUUUCAACCGGACAAGUUUGAGGGGUAUCAAAAUGUCUAGCAAAUACCUUGAUUAUUACAUGUUGUUCGGUAAUGAACUGUGGUCCGGAAUAGCGGCCAUUGCUUUUGCUAUCACAAACAUCAAUUCUGCACUUUUGUCUUUUUAUUCCUUUGCGUUCAUUGUGAAGGACAUCCACUUUGUGGCGGUAUCUGACAGGUGGGAUUAUAUCGACUCACCGAAGUAUAUACGUGGAAUAGUCAUCGUAAAUUCUGUGAUUGCCAUCAUGCUACUGUUUGAGUUUGUUGUUGCUCUUUCUGGCAGUGUCAUAUUUAACAAAAUCAUCUGCAAAGAAGCCCAAAAAACGAUUGAGGUAGAGAUAGAAGAUUCGGAUGUACAAAAUUGA
Molecule: messenger RNA, 657 nt
Organism: Helobdella robusta
Lineage: Eukaryota; Metazoa; Annelida; Clitellata; Rhynchobdellida; Glossiphoniidae
Exons: 5
Coding region: 1-657 (218 amino acids)
Source: RefSeq, a predicted model, not a curated record